AAGUCCUCUAAGGCACCAGCCUCUUUCCUACACACGGUGUCUCUGGGAAAGAAAAACAAAACUUCGCCCAGAUGAAGAGAACCCACCUGUUUGUGGUGGCGGUCUACCUGCUGUCCUCCUGCAGGGCAGAGGAGGGGCUGAACUUCCCCACCUAUGACGGCAAGGACCGCGUGGUCAGUCUAACUGAGAAGAACUUCAAGCAGGUUUUGAAGAAAUACGACUUGCUCUGUCUCUACUACCAUGAGCCCGUGUCUUCAGAUAAAGUCGCGCAGAAACAGUUCCAACUGAAAGAAAUCGUGCUGGAGCUUGUGGCCCAAGUCCUGGAACAUAAAGAUAUAGGCUUUGUGAUGGUGGAUGCCAAGAAAGAAGCCAAGCUUGCCAAGAAACUGGGUUUUGAUGAAGAAGGAAGUCUGUAUGUUCUUAAGGGUGAUCGCACAAUUGAGUUUGAUGGCGAGUUUGCAGCUGAUGUCUUGGUGGAGUUUCUCUUGGACCUCAUUGAAGACCCCGUGGAGAUCAUCAACAGCAAACUGGAAGUCCAAGCCUUUGAGCGCAUUGAGGACCAUAUCAAACUCAUCGGCUUUUUCAAGAGUGAGGACUCAGAGUAUUACAAGGCUUUUGAAGAGGCAGCUGAACAUUUCCAGCCGUACAUCAAAUUUUUUGCUACUUUCGACAAAGGGGUUGCAAAGAAAUUGUCCUUGAAGAUGAAUGAGGUUGACUUCUAUGAGCCAUUUAUGGACGAGCCCAUUGCCAUCCCUGACAAACCCUACACAGAAGAGGAGCUUGUGGAGUUUGUGAAGGAGCACCAAAGACCCACUCUACGUCGCUUGCGCCCAGAAGAUAUGUUUGAAACAUGGGAAGAUGAUUUGAACGGGAUCCACAUUGUGGCCUUUGCGGAGAGGAGUGAUCCAGAUGGCUAUGAGUUCCUGGAGAUCCUGAAGCAGGUUGCUCGGGACAACACGGACAACCCUGACCUGAGCAUCGUGUGGAUCGACCCAGAUGACUUUCCUCUGCUUGUUGCCUAUUGGGAAAAGACUUUCAAGAUUGACCUAUUCAAGCCACAGAUUGGAGUGGUGAAUGUUACAGAUGCUGACAGUGUCUGGAUGGAGAUUCCAGAUGGUGAUGACCUGCCCACAGCUGAGGAGCUGGAAGACUGGAUUGAGGAUGUGCUUUCUGGGAAGAUAAACACUGAGGAUGAUGACGGCGAAGAUGAAGAGGAUGAAGAGGAUGACGACGACGAUGAUGACGAUGACAAUUCUGACGAAGAGGAUGAUGACAGUGAUGACGAUGAGGACUAG
Messenger RNA from Aethalodelphis obliquidens (Pacific white-sided dolphin), 1295 nucleotides. RefSeq names its product calsequestrin 2 (gene CASQ2). Gene Ontology annotation, cellular component: Z disc; sarcoplasmic reticulum lumen. NCBI's taxonomy places the organism in Eukaryota, Metazoa, Chordata, Mammalia, Artiodactyla, Delphinidae. Gene Ontology annotation, biological process: regulation of cardiac muscle contraction by regulation of the release of sequestered calcium ion. The record is from RefSeq and is a predicted model, not a curated record. The coding region runs from base 72 to 1295 and encodes 407 amino acids. The transcript has 11 exons. Gene Ontology annotation, molecular function: calcium ion binding.